AUGGAAUGCAUGGCACGUACGGGUACCUACAAAUCAGAUCUAGCAGCCGUGGGCAGGUUAACAUUCAUGACCAUUAGCUUUCCCCCAGACAUAGAGGACUCCUUGAGCAGUUCGGACGUGAUCACCAGGGAGGGAAACAACGUGACCCUCUCCUGCUCCGCAAACGGAUCUCCGGAACCUACCAUCAAGUGGAGGAGGGAUGACGGUCAGAUGAUCAACAUUAACAAGUCAUAUUCGAGUAAUAGUCUCAGUCUAAUCUUAACUACUAGACUCGGUGUCUCUACCGAAGAUUAUGUGACGAUAACUGUUACUUCUAUUUCUUUUGACCACUGGUUUAAUAUCGCGUGUUAUUCAUUACUGUGUUUUGCGAUCAUUGACUAUUUUAAAAUGCCCAACAACGACAAUCCGCUCGGAAACGCUCUAAAAACAUUAGCUGAAGUUUCUGAAUUUUCGAUUUUAAGGAAAGACCUUAAAAUAAAUCUCCUCAAAGCGAUAGACGAUAUACAAAAUUACGUACAUUACACUUCUUCUAUCUUGAAUCAACCUACAAGAAAUGAAACCAUUAAUGAGACUACCAACCUUACACCAUCUUAUUCACAGGUAUCAAAACCCAAUCGAAAGUUGCCAUUAUUUAACCUCAUUAUCAAAAGUAAAUCGAAAAAGGACGCAGAAGUACUAAAAAGGGAAUUCAAAACGGUCAUAAAGCCAAAGGAUUUACAAAUUGGAAUCAAUAAAAUCUCUGCUAAAAAAGACUCCAUUAUAGUUGAAACCAAUACACCACAUGAAAGAGAAAUAAUUCAACAAAAACUACAAAACGCGCAAGAUCUGGUUGUCCGGCAAGCCAACAGAAGAAAACCAAAAUUAAUCUUCAAAGACAUUGACGAAGAAGUGACCAUAGAGAAUUUCACGGAACAUCUCGUGAAACAGAACGCGGCGCUGGAAAUUGAUCCGAGCUCGAUAAGGCCUGUCAUCUUUCUGAAGAAUCGACGGAACAAUAGGAUCCACGCGGUAAUCGAAACCGAUGCUGCCACAAGAACCAAAUUAAUAUACAACAAGAUAGGAUUGGGACAUAAGAAGCACUGGGCAGAAGACUAUUGGAGGAUUCGCCGGUGCACCAAGUGCUGCAAAUUUCACCACUCCGAGGAUCAGUGCCAAGGAACGACCACCUUCCCAACUGCUGCGGCAGCCAUCGGCUGA
Molecule: messenger RNA, 1197 nt
Organism: Nezara viridula (southern green stink bug)
Lineage: Eukaryota; Metazoa; Arthropoda; Insecta; Hemiptera; Pentatomidae
Source: the annotation of a GenBank genome assembly